AUGCAAACUAUCAACAUCUUGUCAGAUAAGCCAAUCUCAUUACCUCAUCUUGAACCGGCACCUCAAUUAUUAAUGGUGGUUUGGUCCGACUCGGUGAAUGCUGUCUAUACCCAGCAGGAUCUACGUCAGCUUGCGCCAUCUCAGCUGAUAUCAUCGGUUACUGUCAUUUGGCGAGAUGAUGACAAUGCUCCUUCACACGAUGGCUGGGAAACAACGAUUCCUGUAGAAAUUCUCACUGGCGUGGAGCGUUUCUACGAUAUACGCUCCAUUGUGAAACAGAAGAAGAACGACGUUCUGCUGAUUGUUCCGAAGGGUCGAUGUGGGCUUGAUAUAAAAACCUUGCGAAAAGCGGUAAAUAUUUGGCGAACAGUGCCUGAUCGAAGGGUUGUAAUUCACUGUUCCGGGUCACCUAUGUUGACCGUCACUAUUAUUCAUAAGAUGAUUCUCUCGCCAUCGCUCAAUAGUGACCAAGCUGAUAACUGGUUUUGA
This is a messenger RNA of Ostertagia ostertagi, 489 nucleotides long. NCBI's taxonomy places the organism in Eukaryota, Metazoa, Nematoda, Chromadorea, Rhabditida, Trichostrongylidae. The record is from the annotation of a GenBank genome assembly.